GUCGAAGAGGUGUACAACAGCCAGUGGCGCCGCGCAACCCGUCGGCACCAUUUCUUUAUUUACUCUAUUUUUUUUGUUCUGUUUUUCUUUUAACAAAAACACUGUGUACCAAACGAAAAUAUACUCGUUAGUUGCCGAGACGAGUUUGAAUAGUAAAAAAAACAUCUGAGGUUGAGGUAAGAGAUUGCACUGAGGUGAAUUUUGCGGAGUAUAAAGGGAGUGAGAGCGACGUAUGCGUCGUUUUCGAGUGGUACGAUGAGACGACGAGGGACGAGAAAGCUGCAUCGUCGUUUCUUCAAACAGCCUGGCCGUUCGGCGUCCUCGACGCACGAGGACGAGGGCGAGGAGACGGCUGAACAUUCGCGGAACAAUAUCAAUAUUUAAUAAGGAGUUAUUUGUUUACUCGAGAGCUACGGUUCCGAGGAUGUACGUGUGAGAGAGAGAGAGAGAGAGAGAGAGAGAGAGAGAGAGAGUGAGAGAGAGUGACGAAGAGAGAGACACGAUCCCUGUACGCAAUCGCGGGGAUUGCCCCACGUGAAAUAAUGGCAUCUCAUGGGAACGCCUUGAUUUCACUGUUUUUCAUCGGGGCAUUGUUUAUUUGCGUCUGCGGACGCACUUAUGAGACACGGAGAUCAACCGGCGAUGGCGUCGCUGGGGCAUCGGCCAUCAAUGAACUGCCCAUGCACGGACCCAGCGCUGAUAAUCAGGGGCUGCCCAGCAAUCUUGGGGACGCUUAUCCGGGGAAAAAUUUCGGACCCAUGGGACCCGUUGACAGGUCCUUCCCCGGUGGUGCGUCCAGGAAUCUCGCUAAUGGGGGCGAUGAUGCGGGCAGUCCUACCACUACUGUCAAGACACCCAGGCAGUAUGAGGUCUUCAAGGUCGAAUUUCCGAGGGUCGAAACACCAUUUGUCAUCGGCAUCUGGAUCUUCUUCGCUAGUUUGGCGAAGAUUGGAUUUCACAUGGCACCGAGAUUGAGCAAAAUCUUUCCCGAGUCGUGCCUCCUGAUUGUCGUUGGUGUUGUCAUUGGUGUACUUCUGUUUCAAGCCAGUGAAGUUCACGUAUCACCGUUGACACCAGACACAUUCUUCCUCUACAUGCUUCCUCCGAUAAUUCUCGAUGCCGGCUACUUCAUGCCAAAUCGAUUAUUCUUCGAUCAUCUCGGUACAAUCCUGCUAUUUGCUGUCCUUGGAACUAUAUUUAAUACACUAUCCAUUGGUGCAUCACUCUGGCUCCUGGGACAGAGUGGACUCUUCGGAUGUGAUACACCACUGCUCGCCAUGUUUCUAUUUUCCGCACUGAUAAGCGCAGUCGAUCCUGUUGCGGUUCUAGCUGUCUUCGAGGAGAUUCAUGUCAAUGAAAUUCUGUACAUUGUUGUGUUUGGCGAGAGUCUACUUAAUGAUGCCGUCACUGUCGUGUUGUAUCACAUGUUCGAGACGUACAAUGCCAUGGAGGCGUCCAGCAUCACGUACGUGGAAAUACUGUCGGGGUUUGCGUCAUUUAUUGUUGUUGCCAUUGGGGGAACGGUUAUCGGAGUUAUAUGGGGUUUUGCCACUGGUUUUGUCACGAGGUUCACUCAUCAGGUGCGGGUUAUUGAACCAAUUUUCAUCUUCGUUAUGGCUUAUCUCGCUUAUUUGAAUGCCGAGAUAUUUCACAUGUCGGGGAUAUUGGCCAUCACAUUCUGCGGCAUAACGAUGAAAAAUUACGUGGAAGCUAAUAUAUCCCACAAAUCCCACACAACAGUAAAGUAUACGAUGAAAAUGUUGUCAAGUAGCUCGGAAACAAUAAUCUUCAUGUUCCUGGGGGUUGCAACAGUUAACAAUCGCCACGUAUGGAAUACGUGGUUCGUCUUCAUGACGAUAUUUUUUUGCUCAGUUUAUCGGAUACUCGGCGUACUGCUGCUCACAGCGGUGGCUAAUCGAUUUCGCCUGCACAAACUCGACAAGGUGGAAAAGUUUGUAAUGUCGUAUGGAGGUCUGAGGGGUGCUGUGGCAUUCGCCUUGGUACUUCUCAUCGAUCCCAACCACGUGCAACUGCAGCCAAUGUUCGUUACAACUACCAUUGCAGUUAUAUAUUUCACAGUUUUCAUUCAGGGAAUAACGAUCAAGCCAUUGGUGAGAAUACUUAAUGUCAAGAGGGCGGAGAAAAAGAAGCCAACCAUGAACGAGAGGAUACACGAGAGGAUCAUGGAUCACAUAAUGGCGGGGGUCGAGGAUAUCCUGGGGAAGCAUGGAAAUUAUCACGUGAGGGACAAAUUCAAACGCUUCGACACGAAAUUCAUUCGCCCAUACCUAGUCCGCGAUCACUGCGGCGCCGAACCAAAAAUACUGGAAACCUACUCGAAACUAGCUAUGAAAGACGCCAUGGAUUACAUCCGUCGUAAUGCCUCGACAAUAGGAAAUAUAAGUGGGACCGAGAGUAUGUCCGCCAUAUUCCGAAACUACAGCAAUACUGGCCACUUCAACUCCAGUCCCAGUUGCAGUCAGCUCGAGAGUGGCUGGAACAUAGACCUCCAAGAGUUGGAGUACUACCCCUCGAAGAAAGACCUGACGGACGCCAAAAUCCACCACCUCCUGGCGGAGGAGCUGUGCAAGCCGUACAAAAGGGUAAAACAGCAUCGUCGACUGAGCUACAGUCGUCACGCGGUCAACGACCGGGACCUGUCGACCCAGGUCAAUUACAAAAUGCACAUGAACAUUCGUCGUAUGAUGGGUGAGCACAAACACAGGCACAAACGCAGCAAAAAGUUGAUCAAGGACGGGGGAAAGCAGAAUCACGUGAGUUUCCCGGAAUUGCAGCAACAGAAUGGCUCGACGAAAUUAUUCUCCCAAGAUUACAUCAAUGGGAUUUUGUACGAAACCGAGGACGGCGAGGAGGUAAAACCCUCCGACAAUCCCGAUUGGGACUCAGCCAUUACCUUCACAGCUCGUAGCACAGAUUCAAAUCCACACGGUGAGAGCUCACAUCAUGAUAAUGGUAAUGACGAUGAUACUGAUGUGGAUGAGGACACUGAGAUGGGAAUUGUGAGGAGGCAGAGGGGUGAGUCUGAGGGUGAACCUUUCAGGGUAACAACACCCACUGCCAUUGAGACAAUGUUACCGUGGAAACGUGAGGACGAUUACGACACUGGGAGGCCUGUUAAACAGAAUGAAUUUCCACCCUGGUGCUCCAACAAAGAGUACAUCGCUUACAGCUCACCUUCAGCGACAUUUUUAGGUGGAAUCGAGCAGCCCAAGAGUCAAUCGGUAAUCGGUUAUUUCCGUAAAGACAGUAUGGUCUCUCCCGACAUAUCCGGCUACCCGGAUCCCGACGAGAGCGAUGAGAUCGAGGCGAUGGACUCAAAGCACUGCGAGCUCUCCCCAGCCCCGGAUAACGCCAGGAGUGUUAAGAGACGUGGCUCAAUGAUGGAGCUCAGUUCAGCCGAGUCAAUAAACAAAGAGAAACUCAACAAUGGCUCCCACUCAUUACCGGAAUACUGGAAUACCCAGAGAUUGCGUUUACAAACGACAUUUCCCUGUUCAACUACAAAAGCACCUAGUCUAUCGACAGCACUGAUAUCAUCGUCAACAGAGUCAUCGGAUGAUUACGAGGAGGAAUGACCGUGGAUAGAGACGUCUUCCAUUGAGGGGCGUCAACGGCGAGGAAGUGACCUUCGCUCGGUACUGUCGGGCCUGUUCCGUCGACCGAGUGCUCCUGUAUGAUUUUUAAAUACUGAUAUAGCGAUAGUAUGAAAAAAUUCAAGAGAAUUUUAAUGUUCGUGGGAAAUUCCAUUCGUUCUCUCCUGCUCCUAUUGGAAAUUGGAGUUGUUUUGGGGUUUUUUUAAUACAAAAAUUGUUAACUACCGAAAAAACGUGAAGACAUAUUUUUUCAAUGGCAGAGUGGGAUUAAAGUUUUUCAUAACGCUCAUUUGCUAUUUCGUACAAGAAUUAUUAAUAUUUGCUGGUGUUUCUGUUGAAUUUUUCAACCGAAAGAUUCUACAGAUAGAAAAAUAAUAGUAGAAAAUUUUGACAAUUAGAAGGAUUGCUUUAUUUCGAAUUUUGAAAUUCUUUUGGAAAUUUUAUUCGUUUGCUCCUGGUUCUAUUGAAAAUGUAUUUUUUUAAUAAAUAAAUCUUUUAAAUAUCGAAAAAAUAGGGAAAUGAAUUUUUUCAAUGGAAUAAUCGAUUCAGAAUUUUGGAUAACAUUCAUUUGCUAUUUCAUACAGAAAAUUAUUAAUAUUUGUUGGUUCUUCUGCUGAAUUUUUCAACCGAAAGAUUCUAUAAAUAAAAAAAUUAUAACAAAAAAUAAAAAUAAAAAGAAUUGUUAAAUUUAAAAUGUUUAAAUUCUCUGCGAAAUUCGAUUCCUUUCCUUCGGAAAAUUCAACAGAUUAUUCAUGUUUUUUUUUUUCAAUAAAAAAAUUUUUUAAUACCAAAAAAACCAGGAGAUACAUUUUUUCAAUGGAAUAAUGGUUUUAGAAUUUUUGAUAACACUAAUUUCCUAUUUCAUGCAGAAAAUAAUAGAAAAAUAGAGAAAAUAGAAGAAUUGCUUGACUUAAUUUACAAAUAUAAGAAAAGCUGUGGAAUUUUCAAAUAAAUUCUGUCGAAUUUUUUCAUACUUCGUAAUAUAUUAUUUUUUCACUAAUUGUUCAAUGAGAUGAGAAUGAAGUUCUGAUAUGGAUUGAUAAAUACAAUACCUGAAUUAAGAGUCAAUGGAAUCAAUCGUUUAUCAUAUUUUUCGCGAAUGCUGGCAGGAGGUGGAUCACUAUGCUAUUUCAAACCAAUUUCCGAUCAAUUUUUUUCAAUCAGAAUUGACAAUCGAAUGAAAAAUAUCGAAUGCCAAUUCGGUGUAAUUUAUUCUAUUCUCGUACGCAAUUUCACCAUUUUUUCCACUGAAAAGUUGACUUAAUUUGUUUACGAUGUGGGGUUUUGUUUUCAUUUUAUUGGAGAAUUGUAAAGGUGAAGUAGUCAAAUUGUAGUUAGAUUACGUAAUUACAAGUCUGUGGGCACCACGGGCCACGAUGACACGGGUGCCUUCAACUGAAACCUGACGAGUGUUUUGGUUACACGUGAGUCCACUAAAAUCGGUGGUAAUUUUUCAAUUUUUACGGCUCUUUUCAUUGAUCGCGAACGAGAUUGUUGGGAAAUUUCCCGGAAUUCUACUGAAAAUUCAUUUUUUUUGCGCGUUUCACAGGAAUUGAAGUCAUCGAACUCACGACAAAUAGUUUAAUAAAUGAGCGUCACAUUGUGAGGCAGAACAGGUCUCUUCAAAUUACAAAAAACAAAAUAAAAAAAUUCGAUGAAAAAAAAAUGGAAUUUUUAAUAGAAUUCCCACAAGAUUUUUCCACUCCUCUUAAAAAAUUUCUCGUAUGUGCAAUGAGAAGAGUUAAUAUUGAGUCAUUGAUUUACGCCGAAUGCCAUAUCGUACUGCUAUCACAAAACCAAGUUCCAAAAUUAAUGAUCGUCACGAGCGAUUUUUCGAAUCCUCUAAACAAUGUAAUUGAUCGACCCAGUUUCCCCACUGGCUGUCGAUUUUAUUUUUAGCCCACUCUAGGACGUUCAAAUGAAUUAAAUAAAUUAACAACCACCCAGUGGUUGAACUAAUGAAAAAGCAAUUAAAAAUUGUGAAUUUCGAAUUUUAGGGGUAAUAGUUGAACAAUUUUUUCUAAUUUAGUUAAUAUCGAUUUGCUUAAACGGAGGUUAAUGGGAGUACAAAGCAGCCAGAGUGGCACAAUGUGAAUACGAAUUGGGGCAAUCAUCUGUGGGAAUGCGCCAUUGUAGAUAAUAUAAAUAAUUCCGGGAGGGGGAAACGACUAAAAUUGGUGGAAAACUCUGGACGACGACCAGCAUAGGUGAUUACGCUCGAUUAGUCUUUACGCUGUUGAUUUGUUAAAUAAAUGUUUAUUUCGUAA
Diachasma alloeum is the source of this 5881-nucleotide messenger RNA. It is a transcript of the gene Nhe2, whose product is annotated as probable Na(+)/H(+) antiporter nhx-9. The transcript has 16 exons. The coding region runs from base 543 to 3596 and encodes 1017 amino acids. Gene Ontology annotation, molecular function: sodium:proton antiporter activity. Gene Ontology annotation, biological process: sodium ion transport; proton transmembrane transport; regulation of pH. NCBI's taxonomy places the organism in Eukaryota, Metazoa, Arthropoda, Insecta, Hymenoptera, Braconidae. Gene Ontology annotation, cellular component: membrane. The record is from RefSeq and is a predicted model, not a curated record.